This is a messenger RNA of Suillus clintonianus, 1439 nucleotides long. RefSeq lists its product as uncharacterized. The annotation marks the transcript as partial. Gene Ontology annotation, cellular component: nucleus. Gene Ontology annotation, biological process: regulation of DNA-templated transcription. The transcript has 3 exons. Lineage: Eukaryota; Fungi; Basidiomycota; Agaricomycetes; Boletales; Suillaceae. The record is from RefSeq and is a predicted model, not a curated record.
ACGCACUUGGAUAGUCAACACUUCUAGAGACAGCGACGUCUGUCAUGGCACCCUCAAGAGCACCAAUAUCACAAGAAAGCAAUGUCAACAACGUAUACGCGCUCUCCUUGCUUUCUGAGUAUACUCACACUCUUGACUCCCUCCCACUCGACCUCUCUCGCAACUUUGCAGACCUCCGUGAACUCGACGCAGUUUUGUCGUCGUCUAUGACAUCCAUCACCGCAAAAAUACAAUGUCUAACACAGAUGAUCGAAGAUGGCACGAUGGGAAAGCAGGAGCGUCUUUUCCUGCUCACAGAUAUAGCAGAGGAGGCUGCACGUUUGAAACUGGGCGGCGAAGACAAGAUUCGUGUCGCAUGUCAAGCCGCUGACAACCUCAAAAGCCAUACAUUACAUAUGAGGACGCUUCUCACUCUCUUGCCAUCAUUCGAUGCGUCCGCAUUGAACCGCAAGACAACUUACCCCCAUGUCGCUGUUCGGUCAUAUAUGCCGACCAUCGAGAACUCGCGUCGUAGAAGAGGCAACUACGGAUCAAUCAUGAAUACGGCGAAUCAUGAAUCCAGCCCUUCUAAACGGAAACGGGCAGUGAGGGAAGACGACUUGGAUAUCGGAGGCGGUAAAUCGCCGCGCAAGGAGAGGAAUGGGGAUAGCAAUAUUUCGCGAGCUCGAAAUGGUGCUCGUUCACGAAAACAAGAACGUGCUGUCUCUCCCACAGAAUCAGUUCUCUCUGUCAUCUCGCACACUGUAGCACCGGUGUCUCAAGCCUAUGCAGGGAGCUCAAGAGCUGGUGGUUCAUCGAGUCGCGCUAUCAACCCCUCGAAUAGGCGUUCCAAGCCGAAUCCUAACACCUAUGAUGAUUCGCAUGUCAAUGGAUCUGUCAACGGCCGACGUGACAUCUUCCCCGCACCACCUUCAUCAUCAGUCUCUCACCCCUCUUUACCUAUGCCUUAUGGAUCGAACGGUAUACAUACUUAUGAUAUUCCUGGUACUCACACACUUGCCAAUGACUGGGGAGCCCCUCCUCAUGGACAACUCGAAGGUCCAGGCAUGCCUGUGACACGGAACACACACACCGGCCUAUCGAUUAGUUCUGCUACCAUCCUAACCCCUAACCUGCCUCUGGUAUCUCCAAGUGAAACCCAUGCUGCCAAUGCCGCGGGAGACACGGCCACCGAAGUUGGCGAAGGUGACGGGGAAGGUGAUGAUAGGACCUACUGCUUCUGUGAGGGUAUAAGCUACGGGGAAAUGAUUGCAUGUGACGACGUGAAUUGCGAGAGAGAAUGGUUCCAUCUUGCAUGCAUUGGCCUCACGGUGCCUCCAGACGGAACGUGGUUCUGCGAAGCUUGCAGGCAGAAGAAGAAUGCGAAACGUGGGUCGAGGGCAAAUAAAAAGCGUUCGGGCGGCGGCAGCACGCGGUCGGGGGGUAAAGCUGCUAACAAC